CAAAAGGUUUUUACGCUCACUUACUUCGAGUUUUUUGAGAUUUGCAGAUGAAUUUAAAUGUCGUGAGAGAACGCGAGGACUCCGUGUGGACCAUAUUUGGAUAACACAAGUUGAUGUGUCAUAACCACAACAGCCACCAUGCCCAGUGAAGAUAAGCCGCCGCCACAGACCCGCCACAGGAAGAAGAACAAGAAGUCCCGCUCCAAGGGAAAGAGUCCUGGUGGUGGGAGUCCCAUCGCCCACCUCGGAGACUCCUCGGAGGCACAAGAUGACCUCUUACUACCCCCAGCCUUUCAGUUCUCUCCUAAAAAGGUGGCAGAGAAGAGACCUAAAGUGUCUGUUGCCAAAGUGGAGGAGGAGUCAUCUGUGGCGAUCUGUCUUCAGGUGCUUUUCCCCUACCUGCUGGCUGGGAUGGGCAUGGUGAUGGCCGGCAUGGUGCUGGACAACGUACAGCACUGGGAGGUGUUUAAGGUGAUAACAGAGGUUUUUAUUCUGGUUCCUGCUCUGGUCGGACUCAAAGGAAACCUGGAGAUGACCCUGGCUGCUCGGCUCUCUACUGCUGCCAACACGGGUCAAAUGGAUGACCCUGACAAACAGUGGACGAUGGUGUGGAGCAACCUGGCCCUGAUUCAGGUUCAGGCCACAGUGGUAGGAUUCCUCGCCGCAGUGGCAGCUAUUUGUUUAGGUGCAAUUUCUAGAGGAGGCGUUGAGCUGGAUCAGGCAGCUGUUCUGUGUGCCAGCAGCAUCACCACGGCCUUUCUGGCUGCUCUGUCUUUAGGCCUGGUGAUGAUCGGAGUGAUCAUCGGCUCCAGGAAGGUGGGGAUCAACCCCGACAACGUGGCCACCCCCAUCGCUGCCAGUCUGGGGGAUUUAAUCACCCUGUCUCUCCUGGCUGGGAUCAGCAGCACACUGUAUGAAUAUAUAGACAUUUGGUACCUGUCCCCCGCUGUGUGCCUGCUCUUCUUAUCUCUGAUCCCUCUCUGGGUGGUGGUGGCCCGACGAAGUCCUCAGAUCAGAGAGGUUCUCCGCUCAGGGUGGCAGCCUGUUAUAGUAGCCAUGUCCAUUAGCAGUUUUGGAGGCCUUAUACUGGACAAGACAGUGAGCGAUCCCAACUUUGAAGGGAUGGCCGUCUUCACACCUGUCAUUAAUGGAGUGGGAGGGAACUUGGUGGCCAUCCAGGCGAGCAGGAUUUCAACUUACCUGCACUUCUGGAGUGUUCCGGGGCUGCUGCCCAACAAGCUGAGCCAGCACUGGCCCAAUCCCUGCGUCACUUUCUUCUCCUCAGGAGUGAACUCCAGGUCAGCCCGGGUGCUACUGAUGCUGGUCGUACCGGGCCACCUGGUCUUCCUCUACGCCAUCUCUCUGCUGCAGGGAGAGGAGGCUCCCAUCACCGUCGCCUUCACCGUCUGCUACCUGUGCGCCGCUCUCCUGCAGGUGGCCAUUCUCCUUUAUGUUGCCGACCUCAUCGUUCGUUUGAUGUGGAGACGAAGUCUGGACCCCGAUAACUUCUCCAUCCCUUACCUGACUGCUCUGGGGGACCUGCUGGGCACCAGUUUCCUGGCCCUCUGUUUCCGCUGCGUCUCAUUGGUUCAAAGUUUGGGUCUAUGAUUUAUUUUUUGUCACUUAGCUCUGAACACUUGGUGGUAUAGCACCAUUUUUCUCCCUUUUUAUAGACAAAAAAUGCUUUUGAUUGGACAAUAAAGCAUUUUCUGAUCUGUAACGUUGGGCCAGCUCAUAUCAAAGAAUCAACCCAAACAUCUGCUCUGAAAUAAAACAACCGUUUUAUCUGAGAGCAGACUUUAAAUACUGUCCUUAAGAGCAUUCAUUACAGAAUGCCAACUCUUAGAUUACAAUCAUUCCUCCUUCGUGUCUGCCAAGUCGUUUCUCUGCAUUUAGUCUGUGUUUAAAUUUGUUAGAGGAAUGUGAAGUUAACUUAGUCCUGCAGCAGGACAACACAACAGGAAACCAACUGCUUUAUUGCCCUUUGCUCUAAACAUUAGUCUGUUGACAUUUGUUUGAACUUUGGGAUGAAAAAAUAUUGCAACGUUUGAAUAGAUUGUUCUGUGCAAAUAUGCUGGAUGACAUACAGGUUAAACAUUACCAGGAAUUUAAUAAGUCAGGGGUUAUUAUGAAGCGGUUUCCACACACAUCAGAUUACUACAUGGAGAGUUUUCCAUCUCUUAGAGUUACCUUAAUUCACCGGGAGCAUGAGGAGAAGUCCACGUUUUAGAUGAUAAAUUAUUCUAGAUUAAAAGAUGAGCAGACUCAGUUAGUGGCACUUGUGGAAAACAUUUUCCAGUACUUCAGAAAAACAAAAAAUAGAGCCAAACUAUAUUCACAACUAAGACGGUUUUAAUAGAAGGAACUUUGUGACGGCUGUACGUCUAGAUUUUUAGUCAGUGCAUCAACUCUGGCAACUUAUAUGUCACAUGCCGUAAAAUGUAGAGGAUGAACUGGUGAGUUGUGCUGUGGCCAGUGCCGCAAUCUUUAGAAACUGAGCCAGAUGAUGACUGACAUUUAAUGCCAUUUUUUAAAAUGUAUUUUUUUAUUUAACAAAACUAAAAAAGGAAGUUGUUUGUAGCAUCUGCUGGUUUAUUUUUAUUUUCGCAAUUAGCAAUUGAUUGGGGG
Messenger RNA from Austrofundulus limnaeus, 2628 nucleotides. RefSeq names its product solute carrier family 41 member 3 (gene slc41a3). The transcript has 11 exons. Lineage: Eukaryota; Metazoa; Chordata; Actinopteri; Cyprinodontiformes; Rivulidae. The coding region runs from base 139 to 1608 and encodes 489 amino acids. The record is from RefSeq and is a predicted model, not a curated record. Gene Ontology annotation, molecular function: monoatomic cation transmembrane transporter activity. Gene Ontology annotation, biological process: monoatomic cation transport. Gene Ontology annotation, cellular component: plasma membrane.